Messenger RNA from Coniophora puteana RWD-64-598 SS2, 936 nucleotides. Its product is annotated as oxidoreductase. Lineage: Eukaryota; Fungi; Basidiomycota; Agaricomycetes; Boletales; Coniophoraceae. The transcript has 7 exons. The coding region runs from base 1 to 936 and encodes 311 amino acids. The record is from RefSeq and is a predicted model, not a curated record. Gene Ontology annotation, molecular function: 3-dehydrosphinganine reductase activity. Gene Ontology annotation, cellular component: endoplasmic reticulum membrane. Gene Ontology annotation, biological process: sphingolipid biosynthetic process.
AUGUUGUUCAGCAAGAAAUGGGAUCCUAAAGACAAGCACGUCUACGUCACCGGCGGCUCGCAAGGCCUCGGACUCGCGCUCGCCAUCUUGCUCGUCAAGCGUGAAGCACAUGUGUCUAUCGUCGCGCGCAACCAGGAGAGGCUGGACAACGCGAAGAAGCAGAUCGAGGCGGCGAGAGUCUCACCAUCGCAGCAAGUUCACGCCUUCUCCUUCUCGCUCAACAGCGCAUCCGAGAGCGCUGCCGCGCUCAAAGCCGCGAGUGACGCGUUCGGCGGACGCGCGCCCGACGCGGUGUUCGCGUGCGCAGGGGCCGCGAAGCCGAUGUACGUCAUGGAGAUGAGCGAGGAGGAUAUGACGAAGGGCAUGAUGGACGGGUACUGGGUGCAGGCGUGGACUGCUUUCGCAGCUGCGAAGGAGAUGACGAGGCAGGGUGUCAAGGGCAAGAUUGUGCUCGUGUCGUCGACGCUGGGCUUGAUGUCAUUCGUUGGGUGGGCAUCGUAUGCACCUGCAAAGCAUGCGCUGAGAGGCCUUGCGGAUACACUACGUUCCGAGCUCCUUCUAUACGGCAUCGAUGUCCACAUCUUCUUCCCUCCGACGAUGAACACAGCUAGCUACGAAGAGGAAAUGAAGACCAAGCCUUUCCUUACGCGCAAGAUCGAGGAGACCGACGGUGGUUUAUCGUCUGACCAAGCUGCUCUCGGGAUGUUCAAGGGAGUGGAGAGCGGACAUGCGCACAUCGCCGCGGACCUCAUCACGCAUCUGUUCCGCGCGUCCACGCGCGGGAGUGCCCCGAUGAACAACGUUUUCGUGGACACGAUUCUGGAUUUCAUUGCUUUGAUUGGUGUGCCCAUAUGGCGUCGCGGCGCUGACAGGAUGGUUCUUGGCCAUCGAAAGGAGCAUGUUGAGUACCUGGAGAAGAAGGGUUUCUUUGCGUAG